Molecule: messenger RNA, 3907 nt
Organism: Anopheles coluzzii
Lineage: Eukaryota; Metazoa; Arthropoda; Insecta; Diptera; Culicidae
Exons: 6
Coding region: 1187-3190 (667 amino acids)
Source: RefSeq, a predicted model, not a curated record
UCCGCCCUAGUGCGAAGCGUGCCACUUUGCUAGUGAAUGGGUGGCUGUUUUCGGAGGGUCCUCGAAUGUGUAACCUUUCGUGAAGAUGUGGUAAUGUGCAGACGUCGUAUCGUAAUGGCACAGUCGUAACAAUCGGUUCGAACUUCUCGAUCAGCAUCGAAGCAUCGUAAUACAGCGCAGACUGAACUGCAUAAACCCUGCUGCCAUGUGCCAUGUCGUGCGACGUAAGAACCUUGCGCUGCACACACUUGCAUUAAGUGCGUUGAGCAACGACGCGAAGAGUGAGAAAAGAAACGAACCGAACCGAAAUCGAACGAAAUGAUUCAUUCGCAAUUUUAAGUGAGCUUUUCGGGUGAAGGAAGCUUUUUUCCGUUUGCGUUAAAUGUGCGUGUUUGUACGAGUAGUGCUGUGCACGUGUGUGUGUGUGCUGACUUGGUGCAAUGUGUGUGAUUGUUCACGUGCUUUACCACAGCCCAACAACCCCCUUCCCCCCAUAUACCCGUGGUGGUGGCGCCCCGCCGACGUUCGUGCGAUGCAGUGUAGCGUGACGCGGCUUCGAGAAGAAGUCACUCGUGCGGUGAGCAUUGUUGCGGAUACAAGGACCUACCGGAAUAAAAAAUAUACAGGCUCGUUUCGUGAGUCUAUGAGCCAGUGACAAUACAGUGUGGUUUAGAGGGCAGAGAAACGACGGAGAACAACGCACCAACGGCGGUUAUCUCGUGUGAAGUAAAAUUUAUUCCAGUUUCGUGCAAGAUUUGAGCAGCGACGCAACGGGGAAAAUCCCAACAUUUAUCAAAGCCGGCCUAGAGUGUAUGCUUAUGUGUGAUUGUGUCCGGUAAGAGUGCGUGUCGACGCAGUGUGCCAAUGCUGUAACCGUGGCCGUUACACGUGUGUCUGUGAGUUUGUUGUGUGGAAAGCGAAGCCCUAGACCCGAUCUAAGCGGUUCCGGAGACAAUAGUGUUGAUUCUGGGAAACGCGGCACGUCAACCAGCGCACUCCCAGCCCUUUCAAACGCCAAGCAGGCGGUAUGUGACCAGUGGUGAGGUGGGCACAGGUGUAUCAAGAUUAAAGUGCAUGCGCUCUGAGGCAUCGAAGUGGGAAGUCUGGCAAUACGGGCACAGAGACACAGCGUGCAAACGAUUAGUACCAGGUCUAGCAAUACCCGAAGAGGGUUACCCGUGGCAAGAUGCGUAAAGUUUGGCUCCUCGCCAGCGUCGUGCUGGCGUUUCUCGACUUUGUCAAAUCACAGGAAGUCGCUCGGACACUCUACAGUACAAGAUACGACAACCUGGACAUUGACACCAUUUUGGCUAGCAAUCGGCUGGUUACGAACUACGUCGACUGUUUGCUCAGCCGCAAACCGUGCCCACCGGAAGGCAAGGAUCUGAAACGUAUUCUGCCCGAGGCACUACGCACCAAGUGUGCCCGCUGUUCGCCGAUCCAGAAGGAGAACGCACUGAAAAUCAUCACCCGUCUGUACUACGACUACCCGGACCAGUACCGUGCACUGCGGGAGCGCUGGGAUCCUUCCGGAGAGUAUCAUCGCCGGUUCGAGGAGUACCUGCGCGGGCUGCAGUUCAAUCAGAUUGGCGGCAGCAACGGUGGUUCGGGCGUUGGUAAUACGGUAGUGAGUGGUGGUAACGAUAGGCCGGUAAGAAAUGACCUCGAUCGACAGCCCGCAACACAGAGCAGCAAUGUGCAGGCGAUAGUGAUUGAUCCGACGCUGGCCGGCCAGCCUAUUGGCAAUGUGAAUACGCUACCUCCCUCUCCACCAACACCACCGGCGGCGGCGGCUGUUGCGCCAGCUGUGACCGAACGACCUAGGCCUCCGGCACCGGUAGCACAAAUUUUAUUCCCUACCACUACCGACACAAGCAACACUACCACUACUACUACCACUACUACUAGUACUACCAUCAUCACCAACACCACCGACACAACUACCACCUCUACUAGUACCUCCAAUUCUGGCCCAGUAGAACUCACCAGUAUUUCGGCGAGUGCGCCCGCCGCUCCCUCUAAUAGCGUUACAUCUUCUAGUAAUCUAAUUAGUCCUUCGGGUGGUACGGUCCUGGCGGCGAGUACUAGCGAUCCUCUAGCUCUUCUUCCUCUAUCUUCUGACGCCGGAACCGAGCAGGACUCGACGGCAACGGCCGGACCCGUAGUACCGGUACCGGCCCCACCACCGGUCGUGGUGAAUCGGUUCGGUGACGACGACGCCAAUGGACGCCCAUCUGUUGCGCCUGCUGUUCCCGUAGUGCCGACGACUACUACGACCACGGCAAGGCCCACUACGACGGUACGGCAGACACGUCCCGCCACACGGCAAACGACGACUAGAAAUACUCAGCGCACAACAACGAGAUUUAUAACACGAUUGCCACCAACACCGCCACCAACACCUCCACGCACUACUACUACAACGACGACGAGGACACCGACUAUAUUACCUCAACGACCACCACCACCACCACCACUGUUUGCACCACUACCUGCACCAGCACAACAACAACCAAUACUGCCACAAGCAACACCUCCACAACAACAGUACCCAUCAGUAGUAUAUCAGCGUCCACCGGCUCCUCCGAGAGCCAGUCCACCACCACCACCAGUACCACAAGCACCACUAACUACCUCUGCGCCUGCUAGACCUUUCUACGUACAAACGGAACCUCCUCGAACACCACCACCACCACCACAACAACAGUACCCAACAGUAGUAUACCAGCGUCCACAGGCUCCACCGAGGGCCAGUCCACCACCACCACCACUAUCUACCUCAGCACCCACUAGACCUUACUACGUACAAACGGAACCUCCACGAACACCACCACCACCACUACCACCAGUACAACAACAGUACCCAACAGUAGUCUACCAACGUCCACAGGCUGCACCACCAUCACCACAAGCACCAGCAAGACCUUUCUACGUACAGCCGGAACCACCCGCGACUCAGUACGGCCAAACCACCCCGGACAGCAUUAUUGAUCAUUUCUUUGUUCCGCCAUCGUCACAGGCCGCCAACCAGCCACUCCCCCCGAGCCCGAUCGUAGGCCUGUGGAACCAGCUCGGUACGAAGAUUGCCGACACGGCGGAUGCCAUUGCCGGGAUGCUGAAGAAAACGGUCGACGUGCUGGUGACGAGCCACAUCCAAUCACACCAGCGGGCACUGCGAAGAAUUCAAUAACCUUUAGCCCAUGACACGCCGCGUGACAGGCAUCGAGCAGAGGAGGAUCAGAAGGAGAAGAUCAGACAGAGAAAGUGGAGCCGUUUUGUUGAAAUUAUGUGAGAAUGCUUGCCGUUUUAGGCAUUAGUUUUCCAUCGCUAGAAUAUUAUAUCGCAGUAUGUAUAUGUUUGAGCUUGUGUGUGCGUGUGUGUGAUUGGAAGUGACAGCAUAUCCUUGCCACCCCCGUCCCCCCUCCAUGACCGAGACAUCCCGUGGCUCACAAAAAUCCAAUUACUGUGGGGAUCGGAUCAGCUCCGACAAGUGCCCACUGAUGCAGACUCCUCAAUAUAGAUUUUUCCCCGUCCCCUCCGACUUUCUUUGACGCAUUUGUGGCUGAGCGCGGUAUGAGCGAAAACGAAUGCAAUUUUAUUUUACCUGUGAUUGAGCGUGAUAGAGUGAUAACAACGAAGGUGUGUGAAUUGUAUCUGUAUCUGAGUUUCAAGGCCCAAGGCUGUUUCAUUGGUUAUCCCUUUUUAAUGCUUGUUAUCUUCAUAGUGCUCUUUUUCUUAUCGCUUUCAAUUACAAGCCUUCCUUUUCCUGCUUCUAUGUCGACAUUUAGUACCGAUUCUGGAUUUGAGCGGACCAUACAUACUGAUCAUACAACAGGGUGAAUUCUAAAGGUUCAUGGAUUUGAAAUGUAUCUUAUAUUAUUACUGAAUAAAUGUAUUUUCUAUCAUA